UUUGUUCAUCUUGAACCCGAUAAACCCCCGACAUUUUGCUCAUCUUUUCUAACUUCUCAGCUCUACAGGACUAUGGCUGCUGUAGCUUCUGACAAGGCAGAUGGCCAAACCCAGUGGGAAUUUAGCUGUGACUUGGAGGUAGAUUAUGAGUCUGAGGAAAGCGCUUCUAUUGUCUAUGCAGCAUUAGCUGUUGAUAAGGAGUUGCAACCAGAUAAGGUGAAGAGGCAGAUGUCAGUUUCUAAUGGAAAGCUUUCAGUGCACUUUGAGGCUGUUGAGGCAAGAUUUCUUCGAGCAUCAUAUAGUGCAUUUGUAGAUGUAUUGACACUUGCCACAAAAACAAUUGAAGAAUUCGGAAAAGGAAUGGAAUUGUGACCACUAGCUUUGCUAGUUUUCCCAUGAAAUGAGCUGUAAUGUAACACAAUGAAUCAAAAGUCAGUGUUUGUGGAACUUUUUAAAGCAUGAAUUCUAGUUUGAUUUUUUAGCUUCGGAUCUAUAAGGUAUCUGGAAAGAAGGUUGUCGUUCUA
Prunus dulcis (almond) is the source of this 524-nucleotide messenger RNA. RefSeq lists its product as uncharacterized. The transcript has 4 exons. The coding region runs from base 73 to 372 and encodes 99 amino acids. The record is from RefSeq and is a predicted model, not a curated record. NCBI's taxonomy places the organism in Eukaryota, Viridiplantae, Streptophyta, Magnoliopsida, Rosales, Rosaceae. Gene Ontology annotation, cellular component: EKC/KEOPS complex.